Messenger RNA from Asparagus officinalis (garden asparagus), 5594 nucleotides. RefSeq lists its product as uncharacterized. NCBI's taxonomy places the organism in Eukaryota, Viridiplantae, Streptophyta, Magnoliopsida, Asparagales, Asparagaceae. Bases 1 to 5481 code for a protein of 1826 amino acids. The transcript is spliced from 13 exons. The record is from RefSeq and is a predicted model, not a curated record.
AUGACUUCUCAAGCUUCGACCACUGGCCGUAACGAGGAAAAUCUUGCUCUUCUGAACCUCAUUCGCUCAAGAGUCUGUAUAGAUGACAUGGAGAGGCUUUAUGAGCUUUAUGAUAUCCUUAAGUCUCUUACACUGGCAGCACCCAAGAGGAGCGAGCCGGUGCAUAGGCACGACGAGAAUCGAGUGCUUGUAUAUCUUGCCCAUUUGGAACAAGGCUUAUGGAUGCCUCUUCAUCCUUUCAUUAGGAAGUCGAGCAUGAGAUUGCUCGGUCAUCUAGUUAGCAUUGGGUACACAGAAAAGGACCCGUACUACUUUUACCACUACAGUGGUGAUUUCCAGCUUGUCUCUGACUCUUCAGAGUUAAGCGAGGGCGGGAGAGAAAGGAAGUGGUUUACUACAUAUAGAAGCAUUGAUGGUAGAAUCGUAUUGAUGGGGAAUAACCAUGCUUGUAAAACGGUGAGACUUGGUGAUAUAAAAAUCAAAAUGCAUGAUGAAGUAAUCAGAACCUUAACAAACGUAAGGCACGUUCCCGGCUUGCAGAAGAAUCUUAUCUUAGUUAGUGCUUUGGACUCUGGUGGUUGCAAGAUUAUAACAGAGAAUGGAGUAAAGAAGGUUGUUCGGGGUUUAUUAGUAGUGAUAAAGGGUAUUCAUCACAGUAAUCUAUAUACUCUCUCGGGUACGACAGUGACAGGAGAUGCAGCAGUUAGAACUGGUGGAAAUGGUGGAGACUUAUGUGAGCAUACUCGGUUAUGGCAUAGAUGGAUUGGGCACAUAUCAGAGAAGGGUCUAGAUCUGCUUGGUAAGGGAGGUUUGCUGAAGAACAUGAAGAAACAUUGUAUGAACUUUUGUGAGCAUUGUGUGUAUGGAAAGGCGCACAGGGUUCAGUUUCUGAGAAGCAAGCACAAGAUUAGAGAACAACUCGAUGUCAAAACGGCCUUCAUGCAUGGAGACUUGGAGGAGGAAAUCUAUAUGCAUCAGCCUGAGAGUUACAAGGUUAAGAAUAAGGAGAAUCAGGUUCAUGGCGAAUCCAAGAAAGGCACAUUGGGAAGCAGUGAAAUAGGUCCUGAGAUUAAUGGGUUUGUGGACUCUGAUUAUGCGGGCGAUCUAGACAGAUGGCGAUCUAUUAUUGGUUAUGUAUUCAAAAUACAUGAUGCUCCAGUUAGUUGGCGAUCGCUAUUACAGACUACAGUGGUACUUUCUACUACAAAGGCUGAGUACAUGGCCAUGGUAGAGGGAGUAAAGGAAGUAUUAUGGUUGUGGGUCCCCUUUCCUUCUGUGGCCUUCUCUGAUAGAGAGGAUCCAGGUCAAAGCGGUACUCUUCAUGCCUCUUUCAACGGCGACUUCUUGGUUAGAGAAGCCCGCCAGUUUAGUGAGGGUCGUGAUAAUAGUAUUCCAGAGUUGGUUCGUGAGGGAGGUCGUCGUACCCUGCGCGCUCUUUUGACUGAUUCACCCCUAACUCCAAUUCGAGAUUCUACUGAACCGUUGAAGAAGACUGAUUAUCUGUUCGGAGAUUCGGUAGAAGAUCCAGACAAACUUUGCCUUGGCUCUGAAAUCUGGUUGAAUGAACAUGAAGGUUCUUUUUUAUUCCUUCCUCCAUUCCCUCGACAGUACUCCCUUCUGCAAUUGAGGAAUUUGGCUGUUUCGAGGGAAAUGACGUGGCGCUUGACAGAAGACCAUGAGCACGUUCAUUGUGGCUACAUUGGUAAAGACAUUAGCGCUCCUGGCUCUGUCGGUAGGCCUGAUGUUCGUGGUCUUCACCCUGGUAUAUUUGGACCAGAUGGUGGGCCCCAAAACGAACUGAUGAUAAGGGCCAACACCGUAAAGAAUAGGCUCGCUCGGGUUGGUCGAGAACUUCCCAUUCCAAGAUUCAGGUGUUAUGGAUGGGUUCAUUCUCUUCCUGACAAAUGGUGGGCUAGGAUGACCAAAUACGUACUCCAUCGUUGGGAUCAGGAGUUGCGGGAUUUGGGAUUAUAUGCUCCAAUCCGAGCUAGUAUGCAUGGUCUCCCAGUGAGUGCAGAUCAUUUUAUGGCUUUGUUCGAGUCUUAUAUUCCGGAGACCAAUACCUUUCUUACCAAGUAUGGGGAAUUAGGGCUUCCGCUCCACGAAAUGAUGAAGGUAUCCGGAUUGCCAUUGGGGAAUACUCCUUACCAAGAAUAUUUUCCUAAUAAUCGUCAGUUGAUGAAAAUGAAGAAGGCCUGCUCUCCUGCUUAUGACAUCCUCUGGGAGUUAACUUGUCAUUAUCAGAUAGCGAUAGCCAAGAUUGAAGUGAAGAGUAAGAAGGCGGCUCGAGUCAGUUUAAAACAGUUCGCCGACUACCUAUUUCAGAACCUUGAGAGCCCGACCGGUGAAGAAGUCUGUGAAUCACCGAUUCUGACCCCUUCUGACGUCAACCAGCUAAUCACGAAGAUUAAUGCUCAGUCUUACAGAACUGAGUCAUCUGAAGGUGGUUUUCUUAAGGGCACCAAGUUCAACACUUUCUUGUGGCAAGCCACAAAGAGAAUGAAGCCUGCAACUCUUCUUUCCGGUUAUCUGGCCAUUUGGCUAAAGAGAUGUGUAGUGCCGCAUCAGUCUUCUGAGGCGCUUCCUCUUGAAGUUCUCUUUCCCGCCGUGCAACUAGUUGUCAGAGGCAGGUUAUCUCUUCUUUCUGCUAUGAUUGCUGACCUCCAUAGCGGUUUGCGUAACCUAGCCAACACCUUUACCAAAGUGGGUGCCGAGCCUUCAACUAAGAUUCCUUUGUCGAGCGUCGAAUUUCCGUACACCUAUUUGAUGGCGUGGCUAGUUCUCCAUCGAUCGGACAUGAUGUCAGCGCCUGAUGCGUCUGAUCCAGAAAUCCCCUUGCUGCAGCUCUUAGAAGGAUGUAAGUGGUUAUAUCCUUCCCGACCAUGGACUGACCGUGUGAGGCAAUUCAAGAAUGCCAAAUGCUGGGAAUUCUAUAAGUGUUUCCCUCGGUUUUCUGGUGCCUAUAAUGACACGCUUGUUGACGAGGAAAUGCCUGGGGCUAACAGGACCUCUCUCGAUACGGGUAGUUUUCAUUGGCUCAUGAACAUUCGCCCAGGCUAUAAUGUUUUUCGAUCGAAGAACAUUUGCAGGAUUGAGCCUUAUUUUCCUUGCCGUUUUGCGCGACAAUUCGGCUACGAUCAAUUGUAUAUCGGGAAUCCCAAUAAAUGGUUGAUAAACUGCGGAGGCCUUAUUGAUGGGGUACGUGCCUGGUUCUGGAAUGUUGCUGGCUGUACCGGAGCUCGAUUUAGUUUGCCUGUCGCUGAGCCUGGUCUUUACUUAACCUUCCUCUACUGCCGGUGGAUUUUAGCCGCCAAUACUCCUCUUGCGAAGAAGAAGCUCCACGAACUGGAAUCCGAGGCUGUAGUUCGGAGAAUUGUAUCAAAAAAAGGAAAGGAGCCCGCUACGUCUUCUCGUAAAGGAAAACAGGUAGCUGAUUCCGAAGAGAGCGACGACUUCGAGACAUCCAGCGAAGAGGAUGAGACCCGAGGCGACGCAGAGGGUGAUGUACCUUUGUCUCCCGUGGCUCACAGGACUCGUCGAGCUUCUUCGCCCAAAUUACCCGGUGCUCCUUCAAAAGGUAUACAAAUGAAGGAAAAGAACAUUCCCCUGUCGUCCUCCAACAAGAUGACCUUGAGAUGGCUUUCUCAGGAGGGAGAGGCAGAAGAAGAGGAAGAAGAGGUUGCCCCGCUUAUUAACAGGAAAAGAUCUCGGCUUACUGCUCCUUCUGAGGUUCAACCUCAGCCGACUCAAGGAACCGAAUUACGUACCAAGUUUCGACAUGAAAGCUCCGAGGUUCCUCGAGAUUCUCGUGCCUCGAAGAGGAUUAAAAAGACGGCUCAUCGGGAACGCCAACUUUCUCCGUUAUUUGAGGAGAAGUUUACUCAGGAUCUUCCAGUUGAUGAAAGGGUUGAAUCAGAAGAGGAAGGGGAAAUCGUGCCCAAGCCUUCUUCUCCGGGUUUAAUGGAUGUUGAUGAAUCUAGCUUCACUGAACAAGUGCACAAGGCUAUGAACGAGGAACCCCUUCAUAUGGACAUUGUUCCUCCUCCAGCCACCACAUCGACCUCGCCAACCGCAGAUACAGUUAAACUAAAGGAGGUGAGUGCGGGUAGUAGCGCUGCUAAUCCCGCAACUAUUGUUGAAGACAUCACAGUCGACGAACCGGGAGAUAUCGAACUUACCCAUGAUAUGGGUAUCGGAGAUUUCGAUGAGCGAGACUUCGAUCUUGACAUUUCUGAAGAUGUACACCAGGAGAUCUCCGAUAUACUAUCAAAUCCGGUUCCAUCCGCUACUGCAGGACCAACUACUCGAGUUGAUUCAGCUGAAGCAGAUGCAUCAAAAGACGUAGGACCAACUAACGAAGUUGAUGCGUCUACCGUCAUCGGUGAAUGUGAUCAACCUGAAGGUCUGGGUUUCUUACUCUUGGCAAGUCCCCCAGCUGAAGUUGAACCACCAGUCACUGCUCCCCCGACUUCCGCUAUUGUCGAAGCUGAACCUGUUGUGCUUUCUGCUCCGACUCUAGUGGAUCAUGAAGUAGGAGGGUCAAAGGAUACAGCGGGAGAACAACCCCCUGCCGCUUCGACUCAGCUUGAACUUGUUCCUCAAGAUUUUGUCGCUUUGGAUCCGAAGCCAUCAGGUGUUUCAGGUGAACAACCGUCUCCUAUAGUAACUCAACCGACGAUCGUUAUUCCUGAACAGAUCCCUGUUGUUAUAGAAUCUGCUCUGACCUCAACAAGCCAAGCUAUUUCUUCUUCAUUGUCCGAGCGGAUUCAAGUUUUAUUGGCAGAUGAAGAUCCGGACAAAGCUGCCCUCUGUGUUGACGUCCAAAGCUUCGUUCAUUUCUUAAACGCCAUGGUCGAUCGGAUUCUUCUUAAAGGUUCACCAUUUGAACUUUUCAGGAAGUCUCUCGAUCGCCAUGUAUCAGGAAUUAAAGAACAGGGGUGCACCGAAUUAUCUAACUCCAUAGAAGCUUAUUUGGUCGAUCUUAAACAACACAUUGAACAGUUACAGAACUUUCGAGUUGAUGGCGCACCUUCUUACAUCGCUUCCGAAAUGGACCUGAGGCUACAAGCAUGGCGUGAUUCUCAGAAAUCCGCUGAAUCCGAACUUCAAACACUGAAGACUCGCAUUGAUCAACUCCGGGUGAGUGCUGCCAAGAAAGCUCAAAUCAAGGUAGACCUGUAUCGUGAUUUGGAAUCACGUCGGACAGAGGUAGCCCAGUUAGAGAAACGACUUGCCGAAGCUAAGGAUGCUUGCGAAUUUUUGGAGUCUGAUCUAGCAGAAGUAACUCAAGCUGAGGUGGAUAUACUCCGGCAACUUAAUUUCCAGAACAAGACUUUUGAUGACAAAGAACAAGAGGUUGCCAGAAUUCAAAGUAUCGAUGAAAGAAAAUUUAAAGCCAAACUGAUACCUGAGCUCGAAUUGGCUUACGCGACAAAGCUUUCUAAAUUAGAAGAUGAAUUCCGUCAUUACAAAUUAUUGUAAUUUUGAAAACAUGCAUCUUUUCUUUUGUGCUGCUUUGCUUGAACUCUUUUGGUUAAUACAAUGAACUUUUCUUUUUUAUUGAGAUUUUAUUAUGAUUACUCAUUCUUGUUUAG